Sapajus apella (tufted capuchin) is the source of this 3103-nucleotide messenger RNA. It is a transcript of the gene NVL, whose product is annotated as nuclear VCP like. Gene Ontology annotation, cellular component: nucleus. The transcript is spliced from 23 exons. Lineage: Eukaryota; Metazoa; Chordata; Mammalia; Primates; Cebidae. Gene Ontology annotation, molecular function: preribosome binding; RNA binding; ATP hydrolysis activity. The record is from RefSeq and is a predicted model, not a curated record. The coding region runs from base 260 to 2830 and encodes 856 amino acids. Gene Ontology annotation, biological process: ribosome biogenesis.
AAUCGUCCAAGGCCCACUGGGCAUGCCUGAAAAAUAAGGCCACUAGAAACUCCCUCAGGUGUUCAAGUCUUUUCCCGCUCCUCGGAAUUUUCCCCUCUCAUUCGCAUUACUUUUAUUCUGAUGGAAACGGCGCGGGCUAGGACCCAGGAGGGGCGCAUUUCAAGUCCUACUGGCCCGGCAUUCGCGGUGGGCAACCCUUGCGAGGCCCGCGGUUCGCAGGGAGUUGGCGGUCGGAGCAGUGGCUCUGGAGAGCGACGCGAUGAAGCCCAGACCUGCAGGGUUCGUGGAUAAUAAACUCAAGCAGCGAGUCAUCCAGUACCUUACCAGUAACAAAUGUGGCAAAUAUGUGGACAUUGGAGUCUUAGCAUCUGAUUUACAAAGAAUGUACAGUAUAGACUAUGGUCGAAGAAAAAGAAAUGCUUUUAGGAUUCAGGUAGAAAAAGUAUUUAGCAUAAUUAGUAGUGAGAAGGAACUUAAGAAUUUAACAGAAUUAGAAGAUGAACAUUUGGCAAAAAGAGCAAGACAUGGUGAAGAGGAUAAUGAGUAUACUGAAAGCUAUUCUGAUGAUGAUUCAAGUGUGGAAGACUACCGAGAUCCACAGUCAGCAAAUCACAUGAACAGUUCCCUGCUGUCUUUAUAUCGGAAAGGAAAUCCUGAUUCUGUUUCAAAUACUCCUGAGAUGGAACAAACAGAAACCACCUCUUCAACACCACGGUUAAGUUCCAAAACAGCCUCCAUUCCCUUGAAGACUCCUGCCAAAGAUUCAGAGGGAGGAUGGUUUAUUGACAAAACCCCAAGUGGAAAGAAAGACAGUUUUUUCUUGGAACUAUCAGAUGAGAAAAGUAAUCCUAAGAAGCCAAUAACUGAGAUACAGGAUUCAAAAGAGUCUUCUCUUUUGGAGAGUGAUAUUAAACGGAAAGGCAGGCUAAAGAAUAAAGGAAGGAAAAGGAAGAAAGAAGAUCUUCAGGAAGUAGAUGGAGAAAUUGAAGCUGUCCUGCAAAAGAAAGCUAAAGCCGGGGGGUUAGACUUCCAGAUCUCCAACGUGAAGUUUGAAGAUGUUGGAGGCAAUGAUGUGACAUUAAAAGAGGUCUGCAAGAUGCUCAUUCACAUGCGUCACCCAGAGGUGUACCACCACCUGGGCGUCGUGCCCCCUCGUGGAGUUCUCCUUCAUGGGCCACCAGGCUGUGGAAAGACGUUACUUGCACAUGCAAUUGCUGGGGAACUUGACCUGCCAAUUUUGAAAGUGGCUGCUCCAGAGAUUGUGUCUGGAGUAUCCGGAGAGUCUGAGCAGAAGCUGAGAGAACUAUUCGAGCAAGCUGUGUCAAAUGCACCAUGUAUCAUUUUCAUUGAUGAAAUUGAUGCUAUCACACCCAAAAGAGAAGUUGCUUCAAAAGAUAUGGAACGAAGAAUUGUAGCCCAACUCCUAACCUGCAUGGAUGAUCUGAAUAAUGUGGCUGCUACAGCCCAGGUCCUAGUUAUUGGAGCUACUAAUCGACCAGACUCAUUAGACCCUGCUUUGAGACGUGCUGGAAGGUUCGACCGAGAAAUAUGCCUAGGUAUCCCAGAUGAAGCAUCCAGGGAAAGAAUACUUCAAACAUUGUGCAGAAAACUGAGGCUUCCUCAAGCUUUUGAUUUCUGUAACUUAGCACACCUAACUCCAGGCUUUGUUGGUGCUGAUCUGAUGGCACUGUGCCGAGAGGCAGCAAUGUGUGCAGUCAAUAGAGUCUUAAUGAAGCUACAGGAACAGCAGAAGAAAGAUCCUGAAAUGGAAGAUUUGCCAUCUAAAGGAGUCCAGGAGGAAAGGCUGGGAACUGAGCCCGCUUCUGAAACACAGGAUGAAUUACAAAGGCUGCUGGGGUUGCUAAGAGACCAAGAUCCCCUCUCAGAGGAGCAGAUGCAAGGACUGUGCAUUGAACUGAAUGAUUUCAUUGUUGCUCUAUCCUCAGUCCAACCCUCUGCCAAAAGGGAAGGCUUUGUCACUGUCCCUAAUGUGACAUGGGCAGAUAUUGGUGCCCUGGAAGACAUUAGAGAGGAGCUCACCAUGGCAAUAUUGGCACCAGUACGCAACCCAGACCAGUUCAAAGCUCUUGGAUUGGUGACUCCGGCUGGGGUGCUCCUUGCUGGUCCUCCUGGCUGUGGGAAGACUCUGCUGGCAAAGGCUGUUGCGAAUGAGUCUGGACUAAAUUUUAUAUCUGUCAAGGGCCCCGAAUUACUAAACAUGUACGUUGGUGAGAGUGAACGUGCUGUGCGACAAAUUUUUCAACGAGCCAAGAACUCAGCACCCUGUGUAAUAUUCUUUGAUGAAGUGGAUGCUUUAUGUCCUCGAAGAUCAGAUCGAGAGACAGGGGCAAGUGUCCGAGUGGUGAAUCAGCUACUUACAGAGAUGGAUGGUCUGGAAACACGCCAGCAGGUUUUUAUUAUGGCAGCCACUAACAGGCCAGAUAUAAUUGACCCUGCAAUCCUGCGCCCAGGCCGCCUGGACAAAACACUGUUUGUGGGUUUACCACCCCCUGCAGAUCGCCUUGCCAUCUUAAAAACUAUCACAAAAAAUGGUACCAAACCACCACUGGAUGCAGAUGUAAAUUUGGAAGCAAUUGCUGGUGACCUUCGCUGUGAUUGCUAUACGGGUGCAGAUCUCUCUGCUUUGGUACGAGAAGCUUCUAUCUGUGCCCUGAGACAGGAAAUGGCAAGACAGAAGAGUGGAAAUGAAAAAGGUGAACUCAAGAUUAGUAAUAAGCACUUUGAAGAAGCUUUCAAGAAAGUAAGAUCAUCUAUAUCAAAAAAGGAUCAAGUCAUGUAUGAACGUUUGCAGGAGUCCCUCAACCGGUGACGUCUCCAGCAACCGGCUCAAAGGAGCCAGCCCAUCAAGCCAGCAGAGAACCCUACACGCUCUGAAGGACCCGCUUUCAGCUGGACACAGGUGCUGUCUCAUGUAAGCAAUUUGUUUUCAAAUUAAUGAGGCCAAGCUGAAGCUGAAGAUUCUUCCCAUCUGACCAGUCUGGUGUGAAAAUGCCUUCUUCCUCUUUAAGAAAAAGGAAAAAUUUUAAACUGCUGAAAUAAAAUAACUGUUACACUUUUCAAAUAAAACUUUUACUUUGAACUA